Meloidogyne enterolobii is the source of this 930-nucleotide messenger RNA. The record is from the annotation of a GenBank genome assembly. Lineage: Eukaryota; Metazoa; Nematoda; Chromadorea; Rhabditida; Meloidogynidae.
AUGGUGGCUACUACAGUGCCUGGUUCUACUGCAACCUCUCCAAAUUCUGUUGACAGUUCAGCCCCAAGCAGUUCAACAACCUUAAACGACGGACAUCAAAACCAUCAUCACCUUCUAGGCAACGGAGACUCGCUUUCUUUAAUUGCUGAAUGUAGUGGAACUGGUGGGGGAAGUAGCAGUCGAAGCAGCACUCCUUCAACCAAUACAACUUUGAAUCAACAAACUCCGCAAAAUUUGAAAGAACGCAGGCAGAGACGUUCUCCAAUUCCAGCAUUGUCUUUGGCUCCUCCGGGAGUGGUGAAACGACAUGAAUUGCCCUUCACACCUGUUCAGCCAAUUUAUGCACCAAGUGGGCAUGGUCGUCAAAUUCUGAUUUAUGAUUCUCGCUCCCAUCCUGGCCGAAGGCGGGAAUUUGCUUAUAAAACGCGUUUCACUAACCAAUCUGGAUUGACUACAGUUUAUUAUCGUUGUAUGGCAUGUCGAGCUCUUCGACAUCGGCUUCAAAGAACUCUAUCAAAAGACCGUCUACCAGCCGUUCCCUGUAUUGCCGUCAAAAAUGAUUUAUUAAUAAAUGAUCCCGACUUUCCCGAUGCUUCUGAUCAUUUUUGUUCACCCUUAACAAUUGGGGAAUCCAAUCAACGUUUAAAAAAUACUUUUGAAAGAGGACAUAAAAGGGCUAGAAUGAAGAUGGCUAAUUCGGCUGUAGAGGAGACUAUUAGAAAAGUUGGAAUGUUAAGAGCAGCAAAAUCUGAGAUUCCUAUGGAAGAGGGUAAUAAUGAAUUUUUAAAUGGAAAUAAUAAUGUAACAAUAAAGAAUGAUGUUGAUAACAAUGAAGGAAGAGAUUCUCCUAUUGUUGAUGUUAUUAAUAAUAUUAAAGGUAUUUUAUUAGGUAUAUUAUUUUAUUUUUACAAUUUUCCGGAAAUGAAAUAA